Messenger RNA from Girardinichthys multiradiatus, 914 nucleotides. It is a transcript of the gene mdkb, whose product is annotated as midkine b. NCBI's taxonomy places the organism in Eukaryota, Metazoa, Chordata, Actinopteri, Cyprinodontiformes, Goodeidae. The record is from RefSeq and is a predicted model, not a curated record. Gene Ontology annotation, molecular function: growth factor activity. The transcript has 5 exons. Bases 73 to 513 code for a protein of 146 amino acids.
AGCUGCAGCUGAAUCAGGGACAGAAAGCGACAACUCCACAGCUCGACAGGCUGCUCCUCUGAGCUCGACACGAUGCGAAGUUUGUUCUCAGUGACGUUGCUGCUGCUCCUGGCACUCACGCUUGCCGUCGACGCCAAUAAACGUGCCAAACAUCACAAAGGUGGAAAACAUGCUAAAUCCCAACCUUCCUCUGAGUGCUCUUCUGCAGAGACCCAGUAUGGGAAAUGUGUGCCAGAACAAGGAGACUGUGGGGACGGACUGAGAGAGGCCAUGUGCAACGAUCGCACCGAGAAGAUUAAGUGCAGGAUCCCCUGCAACUGGAAGAGGGACAUCAGUGACUGUAAGUACAAGUUCGGAGCGUGGAGUUCCUGCGAUGCUGCCACCAACACCAAGAGCCGGUCAGGAACCCUGAAGAGAGCUCUGUUCAAUGCCGAAUGUCAGACCACCGUCAAGGUCUCCAAGCCCUGCUCCCACAAAGUCAAGAAGACCAGAGGCGAGAAGAAAUCAAACUGAAGAAUGAAGAGUGAACCAGAAGACGACAGGAUUUCUCCUCCUCCACCAGCUCAACAAUCGUCUUCCCUUCUUCAAACAUAAAACCAGAGACUCCAAAACAAACUUCCUGUCCUCAAAUUGACCUCCCGUCUUACUCGCUGAUUCCUUAUUUGAUGUUUUCCUGUUUUUCCUUGGAUUUAAGCUUUAGUUGAUCAGAAUAACCUUUUUUCAGUAGCUAAUAGUGUAACGUUCCCAGACCCGUAGUCCUAAAAGCCUUUAGAGGAAAAAGAUGAUCCUCCAGAUUAGCCACAGUAUGAUGUUUCAGCAUCCGAAAUGAGGGAAAGUUUAUUUUUGGAAUUACAGAUUAUUGAUGAGACUUGUACAAAUGAACAAAUAAAUGCUGUACAUUGUUUUGGUGAAAA